AUGGGAAAAGAUUAUUACAAGAUAUUGCAAAUAACUCAAAAUGUAAAAAGCCAAGAUAUCAAAAAAGCGUAUCGCAAGUUUGCAUUAAAAUAUCAUCCAGAUAGAAAUACAGCCAUAGAUGCUGUAGAUAAAUUUAAAGAGGUUUCUGAAGCUUACGAUGUGUUAAGCAAUGGGAUAAGAAGAGCGAUAUAUGAUCAGUAUGGAGAAGAAGGGCUCAAAGCUGGCGUUCCUAUGUCUGAAGCAGAAGGUCAAACAUUUACUGAAGGUUAUGUUUUCCACGGAGAUGCUGAAAGAGUCUUUCGGGAAUUUUUUGGUGGAAAUAAUCCUUAUGCUGAUUAUUUUCAACCUGAAUCUGAUGCGGAUAUGGGUUUCGGUGGAAUUCGUGGAAGGGGACGAAAGAAGCAAGAUUCUCCAGUAGAAAAAGAAUUAUUACUAUCAUUAGAAGAACUUUAUACUGGUUGUAUUAAGAAAAUGAAAGUUUCUAGAAGGGUUUUAAAUGAUGAUGGCCAUACUACUAGUAUAAGAGAAAAAAUCCUUACGAUUCCUGUGAAAAAAGGUUGGAAACCUGGCACUCGUAUUACUUUUCCACAAAAGGGAGACGAAGGUCCCAACAAUAUUGCUGCCGAUAUCGUAUUUAUUGUCAAAGAUAGAGAACAUGAUAGAUUCACUCGAAGUGAAGUUGAUCUUUGCUACAAAGCGAAAAUUUCUCUAGCAGACGCUCUAGCAGGAUGUUUAAUCGAAAUUCAGACUCUUGAUAAUCGCAUUCUUAGCAUUCCCAUAAAUGAAAUUGUUAAACCGGGAUUUACUAAAACCGUUCCUGGUGAAGGUAUGCCUAUUUCUAAUGAAUCGAACAAGAAAGGAAAUUUAAUUAUUGCCUUUGAUAUAAUCUUUCCGAAGCAUUUAACGCCAGAAAAGAAGAGUAUGGCUCGGAAAGCCUUAAGUUAG
Trichoplax adhaerens is the source of this 945-nucleotide messenger RNA. RefSeq lists its product as uncharacterized. The transcript is spliced from 9 exons. Gene Ontology annotation, cellular component: cytosol. Lineage: Eukaryota; Metazoa; Placozoa; Uniplacotomia; Trichoplacea; Trichoplacidae. Gene Ontology annotation, molecular function: protein-folding chaperone binding. The record is from RefSeq and is a predicted model, not a curated record. The coding region runs from base 1 to 945 and encodes 314 amino acids.